CAGUCGGCGAAGUUUCCUAUUAGUAUUUCUUUACUUUCUCCUUUUCCUAUAUUAUUACUUACUUGUCACCUCCUCUUUCACAUUCUGCCACUUCAACAAAAAUCCCUUUCUUAUGCUCCCUUAAUUCCACCAAAUUUCUCUGCUUUUUCACUUUCUGAAAUAUGGGUCUUUGGGAUUCUUUACUCAACUGGCUUCGUAGUUCAAUUUGUUUUAUAACUCUGGUCCAGCUUGUGUGCACCUCGACGGCUACCUCUCCUAACUUUGUUCGCCUCGCCAAGGCUUGGAUAGAGGGGAAGAAAUCACUUAGCCUAUUCUUUAAACAGGAAAUGGAACUUUCCCUGGUAGGCCUUCAAAAUGCGGGGAAGACAUCUCUUGUCAAUGCCAUUGCUACUGGAGGCUACAGCGAGGACAUGAUUCCGACGGUUGGAUUUAAUAUGCGCAAAGUUACAAAAGGAAAUGUUACCAUAAAACUCUGGGAUCUUGGAGGCCAAAGGAGAUUUCGUACGAUGUGGGAGCGCUAUUGUCGGGGUGUCUCUGCGAUAUUGUAUGUUGUUGAUGCUGCCGAUAGAGACAGUGUACCUAUAACCAGAACUGAGUUACAUGAACUUUUGAAGAAACCUUCAUUAAGUGGGAUACCUUUGCUUAUCUUGGGAAACAAAAUUGACAAAUCAGAAGCUCUUUCGCAGCAGGCAUUGGUCGAUCAACUAGGUCUUGAUUCAAUAACGGAUAGAGAAGUCUGCUGCUACAUGAUCUCGUGCAAGGAUUCUGUAAAUAUCGAUGCUGUUAUCGAUUGGCUAAUUAAGCACUCAAAGACCGCGAAAUGAAGAGCGCUUCCAGGCUUCUUGAUGACCUCUCGCGGAGGAUAUAGUAAUCUGGAAAAUAGAAUGUAGUAUUUGAGGGUCUUGAAAUGAUCUGCUAAUAUAUUUUCUGGCUGAUCUUUCUUUGUUGGUUCAAUAUAGCUUUUAACAAUUCUGUGUAAUUUAAGCGUUUGAACAGUCAUAACUCAUACAUCUUUCAUUAUGAAUUUACGUUGUUUCUUGUGAUUCUAAGAUAA
Nicotiana attenuata is the source of this 1054-nucleotide messenger RNA. RefSeq names its product ADP-ribosylation factor-like protein 8c. Lineage: Eukaryota; Viridiplantae; Streptophyta; Magnoliopsida; Solanales; Solanaceae. Gene Ontology annotation, biological process: protein transport. The record is from RefSeq and is a predicted model, not a curated record. The transcript has 7 exons. The coding region runs from base 162 to 824 and encodes 220 amino acids. Gene Ontology annotation, molecular function: GTPase activity; GTP binding.